Molecule: messenger RNA, 579 nt
Organism: Camponotus floridanus (Florida carpenter ant)
Lineage: Eukaryota; Metazoa; Arthropoda; Insecta; Hymenoptera; Formicidae
Product: UPF0545 protein C22orf39 homolog
Exons: 4
Coding region: 142-579 (145 amino acids)
Source: RefSeq, a predicted model, not a curated record
CAGCGCUAUUAUUUGUGUCUUCAAUUAUGCCGUCCCCCACCAUGCCUACAUUUACUGCUUCGUUAUUUGAACACAGAAAAAACAUGGAUAUUUGAACAAUUAAAUUUAAUAAAAAUUGCGUUAAGAUAAAGUCUGAUAAGCAUGAGCGAAGCCAAGGAAAAACAAAAAAACCAUGAAAAUUCGUGGAUGAUAAGGCCGUGUAUGAUGUACAAGGCCGAAUAUGACGAUUGUACCAGUAUAAAAGUUCGUUUCAAUCAAUAUUUCAUAUUCGGCGAAACGCUCGAUUGUAGCCAAUGGAAGACUGAUUAUGCCAACUGUUAUGAAUGGGAAAAAAAUAAAUCGGAAAAAGCAUACGAUGAGCUGAUCUUGAGCGAGAAGCAGCGCAGAAGAGAGCGUUUAAGCGCGCAUUAUCAGAACAACGUCUGGGAGAGAAGAGAGAAACCACCAGAGAACUGGAACGCUCCUCUACCCGAAUGGAUGCAGAAGGAGUUCGAGAACUCGUAUCUACAUAUAAAGAAUGAAGAGAUGAAACAGGGCAAGGAAACUUCUCAGCUCAAUUCAAGAUGCACUAUAUUGUAA